This is a messenger RNA of Balaenoptera acutorostrata (minke whale), 1289 nucleotides long. It is a transcript of the gene PPP1R36, whose product is annotated as protein phosphatase 1 regulatory subunit 36. Gene Ontology annotation, biological process: negative regulation of phosphatase activity. The transcript has 11 exons. NCBI's taxonomy places the organism in Eukaryota, Metazoa, Chordata, Mammalia, Artiodactyla, Balaenopteridae. The coding region runs from base 1 to 1230 and encodes 409 amino acids. The record is from RefSeq and is a predicted model, not a curated record. Gene Ontology annotation, molecular function: phosphatase binding.
AUGCCCAAACUCCUAAGGCUUGGCUUAAGUAUUCAAGUGAAAAUCCACCUGAAUAUUCCAACAGAAUACAAGCGGGAGACCACGUAUCGUGUGCCCGAGCUUUAUUCGAGGAGGCGGCGGUUGGACUCGCAGCCGACUAGCCGGAUUUUUACACCUGCAGUAGAACUCAGAGAAAGAGGAAAGAAAGGCAAAGCAGUUCACUUUGCUGAAAUUGAUGGUCCAGCUUCAGACAGGUUGACAGAUAAAAGGUUUGCUUUAAGAGACGAUAAGUCACCCAAAGGCUUAGAGAAACGAAGUCAGCAGGGCAACGUUACACUCCACGAUGCUAAAUUUGUUGCUUUGCUUUUGCUACAAGAUACUGAGAUGCAGCAUAUCUGUUCUUUUACAACAUUUAUGAGGAAUAAGAAUCUUGACAAUUUCCUCAUGGCAUUGUUGUACUAUUUAUAUUAUUACUUGGAAAAAAUCUCACAGGAAAAGAAACCCAAAAGCUGUAUGGUGGGCCUUGUAGAGAAAAAAGAGAUGGAAUUGGUUAUCAGUAAGUUAGAAGCAGCACAGAAAUACUUGGCACAGAAGUACUGUGUCCUCGUCCUGGGCUUGGGAAUGCCUGAUAAGCAUCACAUGUGCUGCGGAAAGGGGAAAAUAUCAGAUACACAAAAAGACUGGAAAUUCUUUGAGUCCUUUUAUACUUUCUGUACGUAUGUAGCCUGGAUUGUCUUCCGACGUCAACACUUCACAGAGAUUGAGGAAGAAAUAGGGAGGCUCUUUCGUUCCGACAUGUUCAACAUUCCUCGAAGGAAGCGCGAGGAUGAAGAGUCAGGAGGGGAAAAGAAACGCAUGACUUUUGUACAAUUCAGGAGAAUGAUGGCAAAGCGCCCAGUGAUGAAAAAAGCCAUUAACAUGCGCUCUCCAGUCAUGUCUACUCUGCUGCCCUCUCUCAGAGAAAAAGCUCAGAAUAUCUCUGAGAAAAAGUACCGUCAAGUAGGCAUGAAAUUCCCAGCCCGGAUGCAAGAACACAAGGAAAAUCUGGACUCUGUGCACAUGCCAAUAGUUGGCAUCCUGGGGGAGCCUCGAUGUCAGUUCAACCCCCAUACCCUUAUCCCCCUCGAUACAGAAGAAAGCAUGAAGUCUGGGAGACAGUCUUGCACGAUAGAAAGAAAUAACAUGAGGAUUCAGGUUACACUGGACUUAGUCAUGAGAACGCUGUCCUCUCAAACAACAUUCCCUAAAUAAUCUGUACAUUCCAUUUCUGUAAUUCCUGUAUUUGAAGUAAACUACUUUGACUUAAUCAC